CACAAAUUACAGGUUUGGGUAAUUUUUGACGACAUGAAUUUACCGGAGAAACGUAUGAAAGAAGCAGUGGACGUAUUGAUCGAUGACAUCGAUCAGAGUUAUUUGAGAGGAAUACAUAAGAAAAUGUUCGUUUGCUCAUCAGAUUGCUACGAUAGGAGUAUGAAUCGAGAUAUUAUAGAGACUUGUGUUGAAGAUUGCAACAGACCUGUCAAAAAGGCAACUAGUAUUUUGCAAAAAGAACUUGACGAUUUACAGGCACAGUUGAAUCGUUGUGGAAUGACAUGUUUCGACAAAGCGACGCAAAAAUUUGGUCCAGAUCCCGCAAAGUAUACUGAGGUUCAAAGCAAAGAAUUUGAUAAACAACUUUUAAAUUGUGCAUCUUCCUGUGUUGACGACCACAUCAAACUGCUGCCGAAUAUUCGGAAACGAUUAAUUGACUCCUACCAAAGAUUUUUGAAGUGAAAUUACUUCUUGCCACUUCCGCUUGUUGUUUUAUGCUCUAAUUGCUCAAUAUGAGUAAGAACGGACAUACAUGAUUUUUGAAGCGAAAUUACUUCUUGCCACUUCUGCUUGUUGUUUUAUUCUCUAAUUGCUCAAUAUGAGUACUGGGUUACCUUUCCCCAAGUGCUUGGGACGCUCUUCGGCUAAAGAAAACUCUGGUUGUAAGGCUUUUCGUAAAAUUAACGUUAAACAUAAAACCGCCCUUGGAUGAACUAAAUUUUUUGAUAUGCAAUUGUGAAACAAUAUGCCAGAAAUUUACCAAUGUCUCUUCAUUCUGUAUUUGUUUCGUCAGUUUCUUAAGUUCUAAAAUUUUCUAUUUUGGAUGUCAAAAUGAAUGUGUGGUUGGCA
Messenger RNA from Loa loa (African eye worm), 849 nucleotides. RefSeq lists its product as hypothetical. NCBI's taxonomy places the organism in Eukaryota, Metazoa, Nematoda, Chromadorea, Rhabditida, Onchocercidae. The coding region runs from base 34 to 462 and encodes 142 amino acids. The transcript has 4 exons. Gene Ontology annotation, cellular component: cytoplasm. The record is from RefSeq and is a predicted model, not a curated record.